Mus musculus (house mouse) is the source of this 1660-nucleotide messenger RNA. It is a transcript of the gene Sdsl, whose product is annotated as serine dehydratase-like. Gene Ontology annotation, molecular function: L-serine ammonia-lyase activity; glutamate racemase activity; threonine deaminase activity. The record is from RefSeq and is a predicted model, not a curated record. Lineage: Eukaryota; Metazoa; Chordata; Mammalia; Rodentia; Muridae. The coding region runs from base 662 to 1495 and encodes 277 amino acids. The transcript is spliced from 9 exons.
CUGGUAGCCGGAAGCUGAUCUGGUAGCCAGUGCGUCCAGGUUGGUCCUGGCUGGGCUGUCCUUCAGGAAGGUGGUCAGCGCGCUGCUGGAAUGGAGGGGGCCUUGGCAGAACGCGUCGGGGCGGAGCCUUUCCACAGGGUCACGCCCCUGCUGGAGAGCUGGGCGCUGUCUCAGGUGGCAGGCAUGCCGGUCUUCCUCAAAUAUGAGAAUGUGCAGAUAGCUGGCUCCUUUAAGAUUCGGGGCAUCGGACAUUUCUGCCAGCAGAUGGCCAAGAGGGGAUGCAGACAUCUGGUGUGCUCCUCAGGCUGACAGGAUUCUGGAUUCUCCUGUCUCCAUCUCCUGAGCGCUGGGGUUACAGAUCUGCAUCACCAGGCCCAACUAAGGAUUAGCCUCAUCAGAUCAAAGUCUCAGAGAGCCAUACCAUUUGCUCUUAAGUCCCUUCCCCAUAAUCUGAGACUUGCAGUGGUCACGAACGGCAGAGACCCACCUCACAGAGGUUUAGACCAGAGGCUCCAAGUUCUGAACACUCUUUGGAUAAAUGGCUUUCAGGCCCGGCUGAAUCCAGCCCGUCUCUUCUGCACUGUUGCUGUUGCUCUUGCUCUUGCUUCUCCUUUCCCCUCUCCUCUCGUCCUGGUCCCACAGUAGCCUGGGCGACAUUCUCAUGUCCGUAGCAGUCACCGAGGUUGCGUUCUCUGAUUGGCUUGACAUAAAUCAGCAAGGGGGCAAUGCGGGCAUUGCGGCUGCAUACUCGGCUCGUAAGCUGGGCAUCCCCGUCACCAUCGUGCUCCCAGAGGGCACCUCCGUGCAGGUGGUGAGGCGGCUCGAGGGGGAAGGGGCCGAGGUCCAGCUGACUGGGAAAGUCUGGGAUGAAGCCAAUGUAAAAGCACAAGAACUGGCCACAAGGGAUGGCUGGGUGAACGUCUCCCCGUUUGACCAUCCCCUUAUAUGGGAAGGCCAUGCCAGCCUAGUGCGGGAGCUGAAGGAGUCACUAGGGACCCCUCCAGGUGCUGUGGUGCUGGCCGUGGGGGGCGGAGGGCUCCUGGCAGGUGUGACUGCUGGCCUGCUGGAGGUGGGCUGGCAGCAUGUGCCCAUCGUUGCCAUGGAGACCCGCGGGGCGCACAGUUUCAAUUCGGCCUUGCAGGCAGGCAGGCCGGUCACCCUGCCAGACAUCACCAGUGUAGCCAAGAGCCUCGGAGCCAAGACGGUGGCUGCACGGACCUUGGAGUGUGCAAAGGAGUGUGAGGUCCUCUCUGAGGUGGUAGAAGACCGGGAGGCUGUCAGCGCUGUGCAGAGGUUCCUGGACGAUGAGCGCAUGCUGGUGGAACCUGCCUGCGGUGCCGCCCUGGCCGCCAUCUACUCGGGCAUCCUGUGGAGGCUCCAGGCUGAGGGCCGCCUGAGUUCUGCCCUAGCUUCCGUUGUGGUCAUCGUGUGCGGUGGCAACAACAUUAGUAGCCAACAGCUUCAGGAGCUGAAAAUCCAGCUGGGCUGCAGCUGAAGAAUCUCAGGAACUCCCCCAGAGGUUCCUGGACACCUUGGUGGGUCACUCAAGGGACCUCGGUUCCAGUGGUCCUGCCCUCUUCCUUCCAGGUAGCCCUCCUGGGUUGCUCUCAGUGGCUCCCUGCUGUCCAGUGAAUAAACCUGACUGAGCUGAGCGUGUGGC